Molecule: messenger RNA, 1086 nt
Organism: Mesorhabditis belari
Lineage: Eukaryota; Metazoa; Nematoda; Chromadorea; Rhabditida; Rhabditidae
Source: the annotation of a GenBank genome assembly
AUGAGACGAUAUUUACGCCGAGAGAAGCGAUGGUUGAGCAUUUUAAAGCAACAACCUCGAUCAACCCCAUGCAAUCAGUUAACCGAUUUAGUGUGGGAAGGGAUACCAAACAAAUUGCGGAUCAAGGCAUGGCCUCAUUUACUAAACGUCAAUUUCUUCAAGAAAGUUCAUGGAGGGCACAAAAUUUACAUAGAACUUAUGGCUCGGGCACGUCUUAUCUCAAAACAUGUGAAACAAAUUGAUCUCGAUAUAGGUCGCACUUAUCGCCAUCAUGUGGCAUUUCGACGACGAUAUGAUAUAAAACAACAAUCGCUUUUCAAUGUAUUGGUUGCUUACUCGGUUUAUAACACAGAAAUUGGCUAUUGUCAGGGAAUGAGUCAAAUUGUCGCUCUUUUAUUAAUGUUUCUUGAUGAAGAAGAAGCCUUUUGGUGCCUCCACACAUUAAUGAUUUCUCCUAAACAUUCAAUGCACGGUUUCUUUGUGAGCGGAUUUCCAAAGUUGCAACGAUUUGAAGCCCAUUUUAAAGCGUUACUGAAAAACUAUGAGCCAAGAAUCUACGAAAAUUUUGAAAGAGAGCUGAUCCCGUUUUUCUUUGUGACAAAGUGGUGGUUCGGAUGCUUUUUGGAUCGUGUUCCAUUUCCGUUGGCUUUACGCCUUUGGGACAUCUUUUUGCUCGAGGGAGAUCAAGUUUUGAUGGCGAUGGCUUUGAAUAUCAUGGAGAUGCACAGUAGAACAAUCCGAAUGCUUUCCCUUGAGAAGUUUAUGGAAUUCAUUCAAAGUCGACUUUCGGACAAUUUUGGAUAUUCAGACGAUGAUGUGAUGAACAAUCUACGCAAAAUUUUGUAUAAAAUCCGGAGGGAUAAUCAUCAUCCAAAAUCACCAAUUCUUCAAGAGGGACCUCAACGACCAUUUGGUUCCGUAUUGGAACACACGAUGAUGGACAUUCAUGAACAUGUACACGAUAUUAGGAUGCAAUUUAUGAAUAUUUCGAACAGAAGCACAGGACUCGCCAGCCCGAAAAUCUAUCCACCAAAUGGGCGAACACUUGCAAGCGGCGAUAAUCCUUCCUUGAAAAAUGAACGAUCC